AUGGCUCUAAUAUUCACCUAUCUUUUCUCCUUACCACUUUCACUCCUCUUCAUCUCUUUAGUAUUCACUGUCUCAUCAGCCCUAAGCCAUGAUCAUGAUCACAAGAAUAUUAUUAACAGCUUCAGCGUUGACCUCAUCCACCGUGACUCCCCAAAAUCUCCAUUUUUCAAUCCGUCCGAGACUCCUUCCGAGCGCCUAACCAACGCUUUUAGCCGCUCCAUCCACCGCAAUAAAAAACUUUUGACACCAUCACCGAACGAUGUCCAAGCCACUGUGUUAUCGAACAGGGGAGAGUACCUCAUGGAGAUCUCCAUCGGGACGCCGCCGUUUCGCAUCCUCGCUAUCGCCGACACCGGGAGCGACCUCACGUGGACGCAGUGCAAGCCAUGCACCCAUUGCUACAACCAAACGUCGCCUCUCUUUGAUCCCGCUUCCUCCAAAACCUACAAAAACAUCCCAUGCAAAACAAGCACUUGCAUGUCCAUAACAAGAGGCACGUGCGUCACCAAUCCGAAACUUUGUCCCUAUGACGUCGAAUACGGUGACAGGUCCCACACCGAGGGAUACCUCGCAAACGACACUCUAACCCUAGCUUCCACCACCGGUCGGCCGGUGUCGUUUCCGAAGUUUAUACUUGGAUGUGGGAAGGACAAUGCUGGGACUUUUGAUAAAAGGGGCUCAGGGAUUGUGGGGCUUGGAAAGGGUCAAGAAUCACUUGUUUCUCAGCUAGGUUCCUCCAUUGGUGGCAAGUUUUCUUACUGUUUGGUUCCUCUUUCUUCUGAGAAAUCAAGCAAGAUGAACUUUGGUAGCAUUGCUCAGGUUUCGGGUCCUGGAACGGUGUCUACUCCCUUGCUUCCAGAUGAUUUCCGGCCAGAAAACUUCUACUUCAUUACUUUGGAAGGAAUAAGCGUUGGAUCCACCAGGGUGAAGUUUCGUUACGGAGUUGAGCAAGGCAACAUAAUAAUCGACUCAGGCACUACGUUGACGAUAUUGCCGUCGGAUUUUUACUCCGAUCUGGAAUCCGCGGUGGCGAAGGAGACAGAUUUGGAACGUGUCGAGGAUCCGACCGGAUUCUUGAGCUUGUGUUACAAGAGUCCUGAAUCUGGGGCUGAAUUUCUAGCCCCUAAUAUCACUGUGCAUUUUAGUGGUGCGGAUGUGAAUCUUAGCACUUUGAACACCUUCGUUAGGGUUUCCGAUGAUGUUGUGUGCUUUGCUUUUUAUGGCGAUGACUCCGGAAGCACUUCGAUUUAUGGGAAUUUGGCGCAGAUGAACUUCUUGGUGGGCUAUGAUAGGCAGAAGAGGACUUUGUCCUUCAAGCCUACCGACUGCUCAAAAAUGUAG
Messenger RNA from Morus notabilis, 1341 nucleotides. Its product is annotated as aspartic proteinase CDR1. The record is from RefSeq and is a predicted model, not a curated record. The coding region runs from base 1 to 1341 and encodes 446 amino acids. NCBI's taxonomy places the organism in Eukaryota, Viridiplantae, Streptophyta, Magnoliopsida, Rosales, Moraceae. The transcript is spliced from 2 exons. Gene Ontology annotation, biological process: proteolysis. Gene Ontology annotation, cellular component: extracellular region. Gene Ontology annotation, molecular function: aspartic-type endopeptidase activity.